AUGAAGAGUAUCGAACGGAGUUCUCUGCUGGGCCUCAGCGCACUGCUGCUGUGUGCGUGUACAGUGACAGCGCUGACCUGUGCAGGACACUGCGGACAAAAUCUGGCUUCCUGUUCCUGCCGGCCCACCUGCGUGUCCCUCCAGAGCUGCUGUGCGGACUACAGAGAGUUUUGCCCGGACACGUCGCCCUACUCCGGGACAGCGUUCGGAGGGACCGACUUCCUGGUCCUCAACGCCACGUUUACCCAGGAUUCCCAGCUCGUUUGUCGGUUUAAUGGCGAGACGGACACCGAGGGCUACGUGGACAGCGAUGGACACGGUCACUGCAUCUCCCCUUUGCUGUACGAGACAGGCUGGAUCACGUUUCAAAUAUCAGCGGACGGCGGGCUGAUGUUCGACAGACAGGGCACAUGGCUGUCAGUUCAUUCCGGAAAACUGGACGCGCGCUUUAAAGUGGCGCUGGGCAAUUCCACGCAAUGGCAGUACUACGGUACACCUGGGGUGGGCGGGGUCCUGAGCUUGUCGUGGGACCCGUCUCAGGUCAGAGCGGACACGGUCAACGUGGAGCUCUGGGGUUACAGCGAGACAGGGAAACCUUACUCAGACUCCUGGACUGGUAGCUGGCAGUACCUGUACUCCCUGGGUAGGAAGCUCCCCAACAACGGCAGCUUCGGCUUCCUGCCCCAACCUGCCGAGAAGCCCUUCUCCGACUGGGAGCUCGGGGCGAUCCGGGUCGGCGCCGCCUCUCACGCCGACGGGGCGCAGAACGUUCACGCCGUGUGGAGCGAGGACCACGCGUUGGCCUGGCACCUGGACGGAAGCUUCCGGCGAGACUCGGCCUCCUGGGCGCGGGACAAGUGCGCGUCGUGGGACGCGCUGGAGCGCAGCCUGCCCGACUUCCUCAGCGAGACGCCCGACUGCCCCUGCACGCUGGCCCAAGCCCGAGCCGACACGGGCCGCUUCCACACAGACUACGGCUGUGACAUGGAGAAGGGCAGCGUGUGCACGUACCACCCCGGCAGCGUCCACUGCGUGCGAGCCAUACAAGCGAGCCCCAUGUAUGCUGCAGGCCAGCAGUGUUGCUACGACAGCACGGGCACCCAAGUUCUAACUGCUGACUCCAUCGGGGGUAGCACCCCUGACCGGGGGCAUGACUGGGGGUCACCUCCCUACAAGCGGCCCCCCAGGGUCCCCGGAGCCUCCCACUGGGUGUACGAUGUGAUCAGCUUCUACUACUGCUGCUUGUGGUCCGACAACUGCCGCUAUUACUUCGCACACCGGCCCUCCAGCGACUGCAGGACCUACAGAGCACCUAAAGCAGGAGUUGUUUUUGGUGACCCGCACAUCAUCACAUUCGAUGGAACCACCUACACCUUCAACGGACAGGGGGAGUACUACCUCGUACGGUCGCCCAGCAACAACCUGACCAUCCAGGGCCGAACAGAACGGGUCAAGAUGGAGAACGGCACCUUGGCAAAGGCCACCAGACUGUCAUCUGUAGCCAUGAUGGAGAAGGGCUCCGACGUCAUCGAGGUACGCCUGGGAAACCGGCAGAACCACCUGGAGGUGCUAAGGAACGAGCAGGUCCUCUCCUUCUCCGAGCAGAGCUGGAUGGACCUGUCAGGUGUGUUCGUGUUCUCCCCAAUCCCCCAGAACGUGACCGUGAUGUUCCCCUCCGGUGCUGGCAUCGAAGCCCGGGGUCGGGGGGACACCCUGGCGGCCACCGUGCUCCUCCCGGCGGAGUUCUUCAAUGACACGCUUGGCCUGCUGGGACGGAUGAACGGCGACGCAGCUGAUGACCUCGUGUCCAGCGACGGACAGGUCAUCUCCUCGGAGCAGAGCAGCGCGGAGGACUUGUUCCACUUCGGAGCUGGCUGGCUCAUCUCCAACGAGACGUCCCUCUUCACGUAUGACUCCGAUCACUUGCUCGACACCUACUUCUUCGCGCCCAAGCACGACCCAGAUUUCGUGCCCGCCUUUUCCGUGGAGGACGGUCCCGAAGACCCCCUGCAGGGCCCGAUGACCGCGCUCUGCUCCGGCGAAGGCUUCGCGCUGUGCCGCUACGACACGUUGGUGUCCCGCAGCCUCGAGGUGGGCAAUGCCACGCGCGCCACGUUCCGCGCGCACGCGGCCGCGGUGGCGGAUCUGGAGCCCGUGGUCUCCUGCGGGUGGUUGGCCCCACCUAGUAAUGGCCAAAAGGAGGGAACGAGGUACCUGCAGGGGGCGGUCGUCAAGUUCUCGUGUAAUUCUGGCUACGUCCUUUCGGGGUCGGCAGAACGCACCUGUCUAGCCAACGGCCAGUGGUCUGGGGACGCUACUCAUUGCGUCCAAGAUAAUGUCCUGGGAAUCGUGCUUGGCAGUGUGUUUGGGGCCAUCACGCUGGUCACCUUGAUAGCAGCUGUCGUGCUCCACAGCAGAAGACAGGAGAGGAGAGCGGCAGAGGUGGCAGAGACAGACGAUAUUUGACCGCUGUCAAUGAAAAGCCCCAGGCCCGCCCCGGGCCCACCCCGAUGCACCCCACACCUCGCUACCAGCCGCAGCCAGGACGGAUG
Messenger RNA from Scleropages formosus (Asian bonytongue), 2552 nucleotides. RefSeq names its product sushi domain-containing protein 2. Lineage: Eukaryota; Metazoa; Chordata; Actinopteri; Osteoglossiformes; Osteoglossidae. The record is from RefSeq and is a predicted model, not a curated record. The transcript is spliced from 15 exons. Bases 1 to 2466 code for a protein of 821 amino acids.